AUGGCAUCCCCUCCGUCCCAAGCGCUGGCCAAGCGAUCGGGGGGUGAGCUCAUGGCCCCUCCUCCAGCGCCAAAGCGAAUUAAACGCCCCGCUACCGUCCUCGAUGAAGAUGUCUACACAUCCGCCCUCUCCCACAUCAUCGCCCGCGACUUUUUCCCAGGCUUGCUAGAGAAUAAGGCCAAGCAGGAAUAUCUCGACGCUCUCGAGUCAAACGACAAUGAAUGGAUUAAAAGCUCCAAGAAAAGGCUCGCCAGUGUCAUGCGCACGCCAACGCCCGGAUCGAAUGCGCGCCAAAAGACAGACGCCGGGUCUGUCGCUGGGACACCGCAUCAUAUGCCCAGUCGGGCAGAUGAAACCCCCCGUGGUUGGGGAGGCGAUACGCCUAUGUCUGUUUCUUCGAAUGCUACAGAGAGAAAAGAUUUGGAGGUUCCUGAUGUUUCGAACAUGGGACUGCUCGCUUUCCAGGCGAAGUACACCAGCGAAGACAACGAAUCCUUCAAUAAGGUUCUGGACAAGCAAAAUACGAAGAAGAGGGAGAAAUACGCCUGGCUUUGGAAUCAGAACAAGGUUCCGUCUGCGCGACAAAUCGCCCAUCAUCAACGUGAAGCAAAGCGCAUUGCCGCGCAGGGUGGCAACCCCGAGACCGCCCUCAUCAAGCAAGACGACGCACCAGCUCUCAAAACCGACCUCAGUGCACGACCUGCUAGACCAGACGCCUGGAACUCUCGUCCUGACAACUCGCUCAUGUUUCUCCCUUCCUCGGUCGAGGAUACGCACGAAACUCUCCACCAGAAAGCAGAGACAGCCUCUCGCGCAGGUCCAAAGCGCACAUUAUACCAAAACACACGCCUCCUAGACGCCGACGCUGCAGCCGCAGCAGACGCAACAAACAAAAUCCCGCCAUCCCCAUCGCUCUCCGCCAUACAAGACGCCAUCGCCGGUCGCCCACGUCUCAGCGAGUCCGAAGCAGCAUCCGCAUUCGCAGGCAGCGAAACACCCCGCGUAAACGGCUAUGCCUUUGUCGACGAAGAUGAAUCCGAGCCUGAGCCUGAAGCCGAGCCCGCUGGCUCUCUUGAAGCCGACUGGCGUCUCCUAGGAUCCAGCGACUCUACUCCAAAUCCAUUCCAGAUCGGCGAAACGCGCAAACGCGAAGCACUACACCACCGUAUGGUUGAUCGCGUCGCACGGAAUAAACGUGCUGAGAAGGCUGCACGGACUACCAAGACGCCUGUCGCGACGCCGCGCUUCGCUAGUAGCCCGCGCAUUGAUUUCGGGCUGCGGUCUAGCCCGACGCCUGGCUCCUCGGUUGGUUCGAAGAUGUUAACCCCUGCUGCGCAGAAACUUCUGAAUCAGGUCGGGAGUACGCCGAGAGCUUCAGGAUCGAAGUCAAAGUCGGGGUUGGGGAAUAUGUGGACUCCGACACCGCGACGGAUGUGA
Messenger RNA from Penicillium atrosanguineum, 1437 nucleotides. Its product is annotated as splicing factor ESS-2 family protein. The record is from RefSeq and is a predicted model, not a curated record. The transcript has a single exon. The coding region runs from base 1 to 1437 and encodes 478 amino acids. Gene Ontology annotation, cellular component: catalytic step 2 spliceosome. NCBI's taxonomy places the organism in Eukaryota, Fungi, Ascomycota, Eurotiomycetes, Eurotiales, Aspergillaceae.